UGCAGACCAACAUUCCAGGAGUUUUCGCUGCAGGCGACGCAGUGGUCUUUCCUUUGGCACUGAGGAACCACAAGAAGACCAACGUUCCACACUGGCAGAUGGCUCACAUGCACGGGCGCAUAGCAGCACUGAACAUGCUGGCCUAUGGGACCGAAAUCAACACCGUCCCUUACCUGUGGACUGCCAUGUUUGGCAAAAGUAUUCGCUAUGCAGGUCAUGGAGAAGGAUUUGAUGAUGUGAUUAUUCGGGGAGACCUAGACGAACUUAAAUUUGUAGCCUUUUACACUAAGAGUGAAGAGGUGCUGGCCGUGGCCAGCAUGAACUAUGACCCCCUGGUCUCCAAAGUGGCUGACGUCAUGGGCUCUGGCAGAGCCAUCCGCAAGCGAGACGUGGAAACUGGAGACAUGUCCUGGCUGGCGGGGAAAGGCUCCUAAGAGCUUGGAAUCCUUUUGAGCUU
This is a messenger RNA of Notechis scutatus (mainland tiger snake), 457 nucleotides long. The record is from RefSeq and is a predicted model, not a curated record. Lineage: Eukaryota; Metazoa; Chordata; Lepidosauria; Squamata; Elapidae.